Messenger RNA from Pecten maximus, 594 nucleotides. RefSeq lists its product as uncharacterized. The coding region runs from base 1 to 594 and encodes 197 amino acids. NCBI's taxonomy places the organism in Eukaryota, Metazoa, Mollusca, Bivalvia, Pectinida, Pectinidae. The record is from RefSeq and is a predicted model, not a curated record. The transcript is spliced from 3 exons.
AUGCUGUACCAAAGUCUGCCCUCCCACAUGAUGUACCAAAGUCUGCCCUCAGAGAUGAUACACCUAAGGUCUGCCCUCACAGAUGCUGUACCAAAGUCUGCCCUCACAGAUGCUGUACCAAACUCUGCCCUCCCACAUGAUGUAUCAAAGUCUGCCCUCAGAGAUGAUACACCUAAAUCUGCCCUCAUAGAUGCUGUACCAAAGUCUGCCUUCACAGAUGCUGUACCAAAGUCUGCCCUCACAGAUACUGUACCAAAGUCUGCCUUCACAUAUGAUAUACCUAAAAUGAUGUACCAAAGUCUGCCCUCUAAGAUGCUGUACCAAAGUCUGCCCUCACAUAUGAUGUACAUGUACCAAAGUCUGCCCUCUAUAAAUGCUGUACCAAAGUCUGCCCUCACAUAUGGUGUACCAACGUCUGCCCUUACAGAUGAUGUACCAAAGUAUGCCCUCACAUAUGAUGUACCAACGUCUGCCCUUACAGAUACUGUACCAAAGUCUGCCCUUACAUAUGAUAUACCAACGUCUGCCCUCACAAAUGCUGUACCAACGUCUGCCCUCACAGAUUCUGUACCAAAGUCUGCCCUCACAGAUUAA